This is a messenger RNA of Trypanosoma brucei brucei TREU927, 216 nucleotides long. RefSeq lists its product as hypothetical. NCBI's taxonomy places the organism in Eukaryota, Euglenozoa, Kinetoplastea, Trypanosomatida, Trypanosomatidae. The transcript has a single exon. The coding region runs from base 1 to 216 and encodes 71 amino acids. The record is from RefSeq and is a predicted model, not a curated record.
AUGUGUAUGUAUGUGUAUGUGUUUGUGAGUACUUAUCCUUAUUUGCUUUUUUUUUCUUUUGCUUGCUUGUGUGCUAUCCCCUCCUUUAUCCUGGUGCUCCUUUUCUUGCGCAGCCCUCCCCUUUCUCCUUCCUUCUUUGCCUUUAAGUUGUCGUAUAACUACAAAUACCCUUUUCUUUCUUCUACCCCUCUAGAAGGGAUUAAAAAUAUGAAUUAA